Messenger RNA from Otolemur garnettii (small-eared galago), 931 nucleotides. It is a transcript of the gene MPZL3, whose product is annotated as myelin protein zero like 3. The transcript is spliced from 6 exons. Lineage: Eukaryota; Metazoa; Chordata; Mammalia; Primates; Galagidae. Gene Ontology annotation, cellular component: membrane. The record is from RefSeq and is a predicted model, not a curated record. Bases 68 to 775 code for a protein of 235 amino acids.
UCCGGUGUCACCUGUGUGGUUACUGGGAGCCGUAAACAAGGUGCGCAGCAUCUGCAGAGCUGUCGGGAUGCAGCAGAGCGGAGCGGCUGGAGGCCGUGGCUGCGCGCUCUGCCCGCUGCUGGGCGUCCUGCUCUUCCAGAGUGUUCAUAUCGUCCUUUCCUUGGAGAUUCAUGCAGAUGCCCAUGUCCGAGGUUAUGUUGGAGAGAAGAUCAAGUUGAAGUGCACCUUCAAGUCAACUUCAGCUGUCUCUGACAAGCUGACCAUAGACUGGACAUAUCGCCCUGCCAGUAGCAGUCGCACAGAAUCAGUUUUUCAUUAUCAGUCUUUCCAGUACCCAACCACAGCAGGCACAUUUCGGGAUCGGAUUUCCUGGGUUGGAAAUGUGUACAAAGGGGACGCAUCUAUAAGCAUAAGCAGCCCUACCAUAAAGGACAAUGGGACAUUCAGCUGUGCUGUGAAGAACCCCCCAGAUGUGCACCAUAAUAUUCCCGUGACAGAGCUGACAGUCACAGAAAGGGGUUUUGGCACCAUGCUCUCCUCUGUGGCCAUCCUUUCCAUCCUCGUCUUUGUGCCCUCCGCAGUGGUGGUGGUCCUGCUGCUGGUAAGAAUGGGUCAGAAGGCUGCCGGGCUGAGGAAGAGGAGCAAGUCUGGCUAUAAGAAGUCAUCUAUCGAGGUUUCAGACGACACUGACCAGGAGGAGGAAGAGGCAUGUAUGGCGAAGCUGUGUGUCCAUUGUGCUGAGUGCCUGGAUUCAGACUAUGAAGAGACAUAUUGAUGAAAGUCUGCAUGAUCUAAGAAGAAUCACAUAGUAACAGAUAACAUCCCAUUCCACCGGCAGCUAAAGCCUCUCAGAAAAGUGAAGCUGGCCCGGACAGCCUAGAAGAUCUGGAGGUCAUCAGUAAAGACUUUAGGAACCUUUUUUUUUUUUAGA